This is a messenger RNA of Plasmodium vivax (malaria parasite P. vivax), 811 nucleotides long. RefSeq lists its product as hypothetical. The transcript has a single exon. The record is from RefSeq and is a predicted model, not a curated record. Lineage: Eukaryota; Apicomplexa; Aconoidasida; Haemosporida; Plasmodiidae. Bases 139 to 483 code for a protein of 114 amino acids.
AGGAAGGGAGCCAAAAAAAAAAAAAAAAAAUACAUACAUUUAUAUUUUUUUCAUGGGUUUUUAUUAAAACCAUUUUGGUGAUCCCCCAGAGGAAAAUUUUUUCUUACUCAUUGGAACCACUGCAAUCAGUGCAGCAAAAUGGUUUUGAAGGAUAAAAGGAAAAAAAAAAAAAAUUUCGCAAAAUACAAGGGCAAGAAAAACUUCAGUAAAUUUCCUACGAAGGAAGAAAAUGACAAAACGGGAAAUGCCAGCCGCGGAAGCGAACUCUAUGACGAGAGCGACUUGCCAUGCUAUGACAAUAAUGAUGACAUCCUAAUUAGGGACAAGGAUUUUUUUUCGUACCUUUUAAAGUCUGAUGAUGAAUUAAGCGAGAAGGGGGGAGUUCCAAAGGGGCAAGCGUCAAGUGUAGGGGCACGGAAGGGCCGUCGCGCCGACUUCCUCCUGGCAGCAGUGGCGUUUAGCAUACCUCCCGGCAUGGUAUAGCCUAUGUGUGCAUCCGCCAAAAUGGGAAAAGUCCCCUUUUAGCUGUACCAUAUGCACGUGUAUAGAUGCCUUUGCCGCGGCGCAUGUGUGCAGGUUCGCCAUGCUGUCCCAUGAGAGGAAUCUCCAAUGCAAAUUUCACCCAAGCGUUUCCACUCGAGCGGAUUUGAAGUGAACAUAUGAGGCAUCUUUUCCAUUUGUUCUUUCCUUCCUCGUUAUGCGAAGAGACGCUUCAAAAAAGCACAUUUUGACAAUCUCCCCUUUGGCGAUAAAAUCGAAGGGACUACCGAAGGUGGUGGUGCGCUGAGCGGAGGGGUAUAAUGAGGGAGAG